Molecule: messenger RNA, 2225 nt
Organism: Hydractinia symbiolongicarpus
Lineage: Eukaryota; Metazoa; Cnidaria; Hydrozoa; Anthoathecata; Hydractiniidae
Product: DNA-directed primase/polymerase protein-like
Exons: 3
Coding region: 94-2073 (659 amino acids)
Biological process (GO): error-prone translesion synthesis; replication fork processing; response to UV
Cellular component (GO): nucleus; mitochondrial matrix
Molecular function (GO): DNA-directed DNA polymerase activity; chromatin binding
Source: RefSeq, a predicted model, not a curated record
AAAUAAGAAAAAUGUCCUUGAAUUUAUGUUUUAUAUAAUUUAUACUUCAAUUUCCUGUCUUCAUCAUGAUAUCUUUUGUUCUUAGACGAGCAAAUGAAUAAAAUUGAAAAAGGAUUUUGCCCAAAGUCAUUUUAUAACGGAUCAACAAAAAAAGAAUUCAUUCAUCAACUCUGCAAAAAACGUCUUAGACAUGAGCGAGAGAAAGAGUUUAAAAAAAGACCUUUACCAAAUGCUCAUCAAUACUUUAGAUGUUUUUCUGAACGCAAUGUUUGGAGAUGGUUUCCAAGGCAACAAGAAGCUAUAAGCUAUUGUAUUUUGUUAAAGGAGCCAUGUUUUUCACUGUUUGCGUAUGAAAAAAGUAAUGGAAAGAGAAAAUACCUUGUGACAACCUGUAAACAAUUUUGGGCCAAAUAUGAGUUAAUGGAGAAGAGGUAUUUUCAUUUUUAUGAAGUUAUUCGCGAGUGCAAGCCAUGUCGUUUGUACUUUGAUAUUGAAUUUAAGACAGAAUUAAAUGAAAAUUUGAAUGGAAUAAGUGUUUUAAACUUUUUCAUUGAUAUUGUUUGUAAAUGUUUAUUUGAAGCAUUUGGAAUUGAAUGCACACGUAAUGACGUAGUUGAUUUAGAUUCAACAACUGACAGCAAGUUUUCUAGACAUCUUAUCUUUCAUUUCAAGGACAGUACAUAUUUCAGAAACAAUAUUCAAUGUGGAGAUUUUGUUAAAGAUGUUUGUUUUGCUCUUCGGUCAUAUGUAGAAACUGGCAAUCCAAAUAAAUAUUUUCCACACAUUUUUAAUGCAUGGCCAGAAUAUAACAACACAUGUGCUGAUGACAUUAAAGUGAAAUUGAAAAAACUACUUGUAGCAAGUGAUAACGGGCCAACAUUUCUAUGCGACUUGUCAGUGUAUUCGAAAAAUCGGAAUUUUCGGUUGUACAGAUCCAGCAAAGUUUCAAAACAUGUCCCUUUGUGUAUUGCUAAAGAAAAUGAAUACAAAUUUAAGACACAUUUAACAGCUAUUGAACGAGAAGUAUACAGAAUUAAGAAUCGAACCUUUGAUGCAGAUUAUCAGAAGUUUUCGGAUACUUUAGUGUGCCCAUUUAUUGAAGAUAUUCAUAAUGUCAACCUACUGAAUUUUGGUGAUGAUGGUGCAAAGGUUUCGAAGUACAGUCAAAAUCAAUCUGCAUAUACAACGUCGAAAGAAUUUGAAGAAGGUUCUCAGAGGACUCAUUUCCCCACUUUGGAUAUUUUUGUUCUCAAACAAGCCAAUAAGCAUGGUGAAAAAAGUAUUAUUCGAAGGUGGAUGUUUUACCGAAAGAGUCAAAUGAUGAUAUACGAUAUUGGAGAGAAUCGGUGGUGUGGAAAUAUACAACGACAACACAAAAGCAAUCAUGUUUAUUAUGUAGCUGAUUUAAAACUCUGCGUGCUGUAUCAAAAAUGUCAUGAUCCUGAUUGCAUAAACUAUAGGUCUGAAGAUGUAAGAAUUCCUGAUGAAGUCAAUCCGGCCAUUGAAGAGGACAACAUUGAACAGUUUGAUAUCUCUGGUGAUGAAGAACUGAACAAUCUUUUUAAUGUCGAAUUUGAUAUUGAUGAUAACUUGAAUGUAAUUGAAAAUCGUGGCAAUAAAAAAGGUUCAACCACACAGAGCUGUGAAAAUGCUGAAAACAUACCACCUACACCUGCAAAACUUCUUCUUCAAGAAGACACGCUAAUGGAAAAUGAUACUGAAUUUGAUAUAGAUUAUUUAGAUUUUGAUGAUGAAGAUUUUGACAUUGAUAUUUUGCCAGUAAAAGUUAAUCUAAAACCUUUAAAGCAGCAAGAGAAUGUUAAGUUUGAUAAAGAAUUAUCUUCUAACAAAUGCACUGAAGAAACUAAAAACAAUUCAUGUGUUGAUUUAAUUGGAAUAGAUGAUGAUGACGAAGAUUGUGGAGACUCUGCUGAGCUUGGUGGUGAAGUUAACGCAAAUAGAAGCAAUGACGAUAAUAUACCAAGCGAGUAUUUGGUUAGUGAUGAUCUUAGUGAUGACAUAUGGGAAGAAUUUUUUCAGCUUGAAGAUGAUUCACUUCUUCAAGUUUUGUGAAUAAAUAUUUUUAAUGCGUUUUAGAUUAGAAUGUUUUGUAAAUUUUACUUUAUAUUUUCUGAUAAUCUUUAAAAAACCUUACUGUUUCGGUUUUUGACAAUCUAUAUUAUACGUUUCAUAAGCAUAUAAAUAUAUUUAUGUUAAAAAUGCAA